Passer montanus (Eurasian tree sparrow) is the source of this 4572-nucleotide messenger RNA. It is a transcript of the gene DRP2, whose product is annotated as dystrophin related protein 2. The coding region runs from base 443 to 3232 and encodes 929 amino acids. The record is from RefSeq and is a predicted model, not a curated record. Gene Ontology annotation, cellular component: plasma membrane. Gene Ontology annotation, biological process: synaptic signaling. The transcript is spliced from 24 exons. NCBI's taxonomy places the organism in Eukaryota, Metazoa, Chordata, Aves, Passeriformes, Passeridae. Gene Ontology annotation, molecular function: protein binding; zinc ion binding.
GCGUGUCUGAGCCCAGCAGCCCGUGCCAGGUCUCCGGAGGUCAGAGCACGGCUCUUUCAGCGUGUGCAUCCCCCCUCCUCCCUCCCCUGUCCCCUCUCGGUGUGUAUUUUGUCUCCUCCUCCCGUGCGUGCCCGUCUUUGCCUCCCCGCUGCUCUCCCUCCGCCGCCCGGGCUCUCGGGGCCGCCGCUUGCAGGGCUGGUCCUUGCUCCCCGCCGCCUUUUGCCGAGUCAAGGGGAUCUCUCCGGAGCCGGGCGAGCUGCCGGCGAUGUGAUCGCAUAGCAACACAGCAGCCGGGGCGGUGGAGGAGGAGAGGCAGCGGUGCUGAGGCUCAGCAUGCAUCCCUGUCACAGGGAUCCUCUGCUGAUUCACACAGCCCCGCUGCCCCCGCGCCUCGGACCCGGCCGGCUCGGAAGGUGCUCCAUGCCCGUGAGCAGCAGCGCUGAUGCAGCCCCUGGUGAUGCAGGAAUGGCUCCAUGUCCUCCCUCCCUGUGCUGAGUGGCGCCCGCCGGCCCCGGCUGCCCGCCCGCUCUCCCAGGUUGAAGCCUCACAGGAUGGUGCAGGACCUUCGAGUGUAACCCCCCGGGCUCCAAGCAGUGCUGCCGGGCCCCAGGCCCCUCUGGAGAUGAAUCUUUGCUGGAACGAGAUAAAAAAAAAAUCCCACAGCCUUCGGGCUCGGCUGGAGGCCUUCUCUGACCACAGUGGGAAGCUGCAGGUGCCUCUGCAGGAGAUCAUUGACUGGCUGGGGCAGAAGGAUGAGGAGCUGUCGGCCCAGCUGCCCCUGCGGGGCGACGUGCUGCUGGUGCAGCAGGAGAAGGAGACACACGCGGCUUUCAUGGAAGAAGUGAAGUCUCGGGGGCCAUACAUUUACUCUGUCCUGGAGUCAGCACAGGCUUUCCUUUCCCAGCACCCAUUUGAGGAAUUAGAAGAACCAAGUUUGGAGAGCAAAGAUGUGUCUCCGCGGCACCGGAUCCAGAACAUCAGCCGCUUUGUGUGGAAGCAGGCCAACGUGGCCAGCGAGCUGUGGGAGAAGCUCACGGCCCGCUGCGUGGACCAGCACCGCCACAUCGAGCGCACCCUGGAGCAGCUGCUGGAGAUUAAAGGGGCCAUGGAGGAGCUCAGCACCACCCUGGACCAGGCUGAGAGCGUGCGGGACACCUGGGAGCCCAUCGGGGACCUCUUCAUCGACUCCUUGCCGGAGCACAUCCAGUCCACCAAGCUGUUCAAAGAGGAGCUCUCCCCCAUGAAGGAUGGGGUGAAAGUGGUCAAUGAUCUUGCACACCAGCUCGCCAUCUCAGAUGUGCACCUGUGCAUGGAGAACUCCCGGACCCUGGAGCAGAUCAACACCCGCUGGAAGCAGCUGCAGGCCUCCAUAAACGAACGCCUGAAGCAGCUCCAAGAUGCCCACCGGGACUUCGGACCAGGCUCCCAGCACUUCCUCUCCUCCUCUGUCCAGGUCCCCUGGGAGCGAGCCAUUUCCCCCAACAAAGUGCCAUACUACAUCAACCACCAGGCCCAGACGACGUGCUGGGACCACCCAAAGAUGACAGAGUUGUACCAGACGCUGGCGGAUCUGAACAACAUCAAGUUCUCGGCGUACCGGACGGCCAUGAAGCUGCGGCGGGUGCAAAAAGCCCUUCGAUUGGACAUGGUCACCUUGGGCACGGCUUUGGAAAUCUUCAACGAGCACGACCUGCAGCCCGGGGACCGGGCGAUGGACGUGGUGGAGGUGAUCCACUGCCUGACCGCCCUGUACGAGCGGCUGGAGGAGGAGCGCGGCAUCCUGGUCAACGUGCCCCUCUGCGUGGACAUGAGCCUCAACUGGCUGCUGAACGUCUUCGACAGUGGCCGCAGCGGGAAGAUGAGGGCUCUCUCCUUCAAGACGGGCAUCGCGUGUCUGUGCGGGACAGAGGUCAAGGAGAAGUUCCAGUAUCUCUUCAGCCAGGUGGCCAACGCCGGGGGCCUGUGUGACCAGCGGCACCUGGGCGUCCUGCUCCACGAGGCCAUCCAGGUGCCUCGCCAGCUGGGGGAGGUGGCAGCGUUCGGGGGCAGCAACGUGGAGCCCAGCAUCCGCAGCUGCUUCCGCUUUAGUAACGGGAAGUCUGCCAUCGAGGCGUCCCAGUUCCUGGAGUGGGCCAACCUGGAGCCGCAGUCCAUGGUGUGGCUGGCCGUGCUGCACCGGGUGACCAUGGCCGAGCAGGUGAAGCACCAGACCAAGUGCUCCGUGUGCCGGCAGUGCCCCAUCAAGGGCUUCAGGUAUCGGAGCCUGAAGCAGUUCAAUGUGGAUAUCUGCCAGACCUGCUUCCUCACGGGGAGAGCCAGCAAGGGCAACAAGCUGCACUACCCCAUCAUGGAGUACUACACCCCGACCACAUCCAGUGAGAACAUGAGAGACUUUGCCACGACACUGAAGAACAAGUUCCGCUCCAAGCAGUACUUCAGCAAGCACCCACAGAGAGGCUACCUGCCCGUCCAGUCUGUGCUCGAGGCUGACUUCUCUGAGACCCCAGCCUCGUCCCCGAUGUUGCCACACGCUGACACACACUCCAGGAUCGAGCACUUUGCCAGCAGGCUUGCAGAGAUGGAAAGCCAGAACUGUUCCUUCUUCAGUGAUAGCCUGUCCCCCGAUGACAGCCUGGAUGAGGACCAGUACCUGCUGCGCCAUUCCAGCCCCAUCACAGACAGAGAGCCUGGGGGCAGCCAGCAGCUUCCAGGAGGCCUCAACAUGGACAACAAGGGAGAGCUGGAGAGAGUCCUGGCCCACUUGGAGGAUGAAAACAGGAUCCUCCAGGGAGAGCUGAGACGUUUGAAAUGGCAGCAUGACGAGGCAGUGGAGUCUCCAAGCUUGGCCACAGGCUCUCCUGAGUCAGUGCAGGACCCACGUAACGAGGAGCUGCUGGCAGAAGCACGGAUCCUCCGGCAGCACAAGAGCCGCCUGGAGACACGGAUGCAGAUCCUGGAGGACCACAACAAGCAGCUGGAGUCACAGCUGCACAGGCUGAGGGAGCUGCUGCUGCAGCCUCCAGCAGAGUCAGAAGGCAAUGGUUCAGCAGCCUCCUCCUUGGCUUCAUCUCCACAUCAGUCAGAAAGCAGCCAGGCAAAGGAGAAAGAGCACAACACCCCUGACACUGAAACUGCAGAUGAGGUGGAAGCCAAAACCCAGGAAGUCAGCAUGUGCCUGGAAGACAUCAUGGAGAAGCUGCGGAGCGCCUUCCCCAGCUCCCGAGGUACUUGAGUGAAAUCCUCCUCUCUCUCCUUGCUGCUCCACCAGCCAAGAGCUUUGCUGCGGCAGUGCUGCUGGGACGGGUGUGUGGCCUGGCAGCUGAGGAGGAGGAGGAGGCUUCACAGCUGCAAGGAGAGGCCAUCAGAGCUGCCAAGAGCACAGACCAAACAGAUCCCUGUGAUGAGCUGCAAGGCAGCCUCUGCCCUGCUCAGGACCUGCACCCCACGGGGCUCCCACCGUGAGGAUGGACAGACCUGCCAGCACCACCAGCUUUGAGCCCCUCCUGCCUUCCUCCCUGCCCAGACCCCUCUGCAGGAGAGGUCAUGGCCCCAGAGGCCUGUGAGAUGGAGGCAAUGGUGCAGGCUCUCCUGGCUGCUCGUGGACAGCUCUCCCCAGCGGGGAUGGAGGGCACUCCUCUCAGUGGGUUUUGGUCUUGGUCAUUCUGUUCCUUCCCUCUGUGCUCAGUGCAGGGGCAGCACUUGGUCUCUUGCCCAGGCUGCCAGAGGGAGACAUUGCUUGGUGCCAGCACUAACACGAGGUGGUGUGUGCCCAUGCAGACUCUUGCCCACUUUCUGCCAUCCCUGAGCAGGAUCCUCCUGGCUCUGCAGCAGCCCCCUUCUAACCAGGUGGCUCUGGGUCCUGUUUUCCUGACCUGUCUAUUUCUCUUUCAGGUAUGACCUCCCUUAUCUAACACCUCCUGUGAGCCAGAGGCUUUUCCUAACCAGCUACCUGGCUGCUUUCCUCCCCUCUGUCCCUGCCAUGCUCCCUGUGCUGCAGCAGACCUCACACAGACUCCCUCAGAGCUGGUGGUGCAGGAUGCUUGCCAGCUCCAGAAGAUCUCAGGGGAACAUAGGUCAUGCAGGGGUGGGACUGUGGGCUCCCCAGGAGGCUGGUUUGGUCACUGGCCACAGUGUCCAAGCCUGGGUGGGAUGGUUGAGAAGAAAGAACUGAAGCCAUGAAAACUGCCAGUCUCCCCUGGUACCCAGGGGCUGCUGCCUUUGCCUGUAGCCCUCGGGGGAUGCAGAGCUCAGCAUCCCACUCUUCAGCUGUGCCCGCGAGCCUCCAGGUCUAUGGGCACCAAAACACUCCUGGAGCCACACAAUUUUUAAAAUAACUCUUUAUAACAGUGACCAGCUGCCAGCCUUAUGUUUGAACUCUGCCACCCCAGGCUCUGCAGCCAGCCAGGCACACACCACCAGGAGACAGUCUGUGAGGUUUAUGGAGUAGGGAUUGAGUCCAUGUUAGAGCUUCAGCCCAGCUAGUAGCCUUAUAUUGAGAGGGUCUUUAUAACAGAGCCUUAUUGUUUAAUUUGCAUAUAUUUCUAUAUAUUAUAUAUAUAUACUGUACUUAAA